AUGGAUUACUCCGCAUCACGCCGAGGGAUGGAAGUGGGACGAAAGCGUCAAAACCCGCCGUUUGUUGUCAUUGUUAUUGGGGAGGUGUUUAACGCCUCCUCCCACCCUCUGUUCCCUGUCGCCCCAGCAGAGGAACUUCCCUUCGCCCUGCUGCCUGUCUGCAACACACCCGUCAUUGACUACAUCCUCGAGAAUCUCGCGGGAAAUGGAGCAAAUGAGAUUUAUAUUUUACUCAAUAGCGAGUCUGUGGCGCCAGUGUGUCAACAUCUGCAGGGCAACCGUACCGCCUGCAGCAGGCCGGGAAUGCAGGGGAGCGACUUGAAGGUGGAGGUUGUGGCGAGUACGCGUAAAAUGACAAACUUGUUUGAUGCCGCAACGCAGAUUUUGGAACAAAACAUUGUACAACAGAACUCAUCAUUUCUUUUUGUGCCGAUUGAUGCGAUUGCGUCCUUUCAGAAUUUGUCUGAUCUCUUGGAGACACACAUUCAGCGGACAAUGAAUAUUAAAAAUUACGCGGCAACGAUGCUGUGCGCGUCUGUCAAGUCUCUUCUGGAGGACACUCUUCAUGAUGUCCUUGUUGGGGAGCUUAACAAGCAAGAGCGUGCGGCCGGCAGCUCUAUAUUAGAGCGGGACUCUACGAGCACCGUUGGCGUGAACAUUGGCGCGGCAGAGAGACGCCCACAUACGGCUCCAGAAUACCUGCCGAAUCACUUGACGAUGUUUACGCUAGAAAAAUCGACAGGUGUUGUGCACAACAUGGUGCGUUUGGAGCAGGACGAGAAGCUGGCAGAGGCUGUGACGAUGAACUUUAGAAAAAAUGAAUCUCUUUCCGUGAGGACCGAUCUUGGGCCUACCGGGUAUUUUUUUUGUUCUGCAGGGGCAUUGUCGCUCUUUACAUUUCACACGGUGGAUGCACACUCAUUCUUCGUCAGCUUAUUGGCCAGUCAAGAGUUGUUUGGCAACGUCUUUGGCAUUCAAGCUGUGACACCACCCAUGGGCAUUAUACAACCCAUCAACAGUCUUAGGGCUUACAUUCAAGCAAACAUUGAUGUCUGCUUCCGCCGCAUGUUUCCUCUUACACGUGAAUCUAGCUUUUUAGGGGAUGGAUUUCGAUACGCUGUGUCGCCGCACUGUCAGAGUGUCUAUCUGCACCAGAAAAAGGCUGAGGUGCUCUCGAACACGUGUGGACCAUCGGUUGUUGUUGGGGAACAGGUAGUGGUACCACCCAACACAGUGAUACGUGGAACUGUUCUCGGGAAGGGAGUUCGGAUUGGCGAGGGCUCCACCAUUAUUGGUUGCGUUCUGCUGGACGGGGCAGUUGUUGGACGCGGCUGCUUCUUAAUUCGCUCCCUCAUUGGCUACAAUGUUGUUCUGAAUGAUAGGGCAGAGGUGUCAAACUCCAUUAUUGGUAGUGGCUGUAAUAUUGGCGUGGUCCCGUGCGGCAGUUGCAUAACUGAUAGUAAUUCCCCUCCAGGAGGGGUUGUUGUGCAGGAUAAAGCGAUUAUUAACUGCGAGGUUUCGCAGACUGAGGAGGGAAUCACUGGACAUGGGGGCCGAGGCAAGGCCCUGCCGAAGCGACAUGUCAACAACAUUAUUCCCACGCGGGAGCUCUUUGUGAGGGAUCCAGUUCCGUGUGAGGCGAGUGAGGCAUCCGACGAUAAUGAUGGUGACGAUGAUGAUGAUGACGAUUCAGAAAAGACGGCAGGUUUUAGGGAGGCGGUGGUAGAACUUGUGAAUCAAGCACUGAGGAAUCCCUCCCACAUUGAACAUUGCGUAUUUCAAAUGAGGAACACCCGUCUUUCAUUCGAGCGCAAAAAUAGUGAUCUCUGCUUCAUUGUAACGGAGCGUCUUCUAACACAUGUAUUAGAGAAACAUGGCCCCAGCCACGACCCGCGCCCCGUGAUUGAGGCGGUGAAUGGUCUUUUUGGGCAGUGGUGCCAUCCCUUCUAUCUGGAGAUGGUGACGGGGCAAGACGAGAUGCAGGCGAUAAUGGAGGCCACCUGCAUUGCCGUUGCUGAUAGAAACUGCCUGCUGCACCUGCGCGGCCCGCAGCUGUUGGAGUGCCUAUAUAACGGCUGCGACGAGGAGCUGUACGACGAACGUGGGUAUUGCAUCGUCAGCGGCGAAUCCCUCGUCGAAUUUGGGGCACGAGUGCGCCGGUUGGCGCGGGAGCGUGAGAUGUACGCCGAUGACAAUGAGGGGGAUGCACGGAAGGAGGGCAUGUUGCGCGUGGCGGUCAGUUGUUUGGGUUUUAUUGAUGGCGUGCGUGCCUUUCUUGAGGAGGAGGAGGAUUCGCAGGAAUGA
Molecule: messenger RNA, 2304 nt
Organism: Trypanosoma cruzi
Lineage: Eukaryota; Euglenozoa; Kinetoplastea; Trypanosomatida; Trypanosomatidae
Exons: 1
Coding region: 1-2304 (767 amino acids)
Biological process (GO): biosynthetic process
Cellular component (GO): eukaryotic translation initiation factor 2B complex
Molecular function (GO): translation initiation factor binding; guanyl-nucleotide exchange factor activity; translation initiation factor activity
Source: RefSeq, a predicted model, not a curated record